UUUUAAAAAGAAUGUAAACUGUACAGAAGGACAGGUCUAACCCUGACUCAUUCAAACGUACUAGAAGGCUCUCCACAAUUGGGGGUUUGUUGGAUGAUAAUUGGUUUAACCGUUUGCCUUUGGGUAUUUUUAUCCCUUGUCUAAAUAGUGCUGAGAGGAUUAGGGCCUCUUGUGAAAGGGACUUAUCUCCAGUCUCAGACACUCACCUCAAACAUCCUCCCAUUCGUCUUUCUACGAAUUGUUCUGAUGGUAUUUAUGGUACUAGUCAGAUUUUUUUUUUUUUAGAAGAGGUAUAAGUGGAACAAGUUGUGGUCAUUUUUAGCUAGCUGAACAAAGGGUCACAAUAGUCAGCACAGCUUGAAAUCUGCACAUCUGAAAAAACCCCAGACCAGGUGGGUUUGUCUUCUGCUGUGGAGAGUGGCUCUAAACUGAUUGGACACAGCUGGUGUUUUCAUCCAUGACUGUGGCUCACUGUGGGCGACGUUUGGUGAAUGUGAUAGUCUGACUGUGUCUCAUACGUCAGUGAUGGGAGUACCAAACUCCAGAGAGUAUAACUACUACCAUGCUCCAGAUACAUCCUUUAAGAUUGUGUUGAAAAGACGAAACGAGCCACUCAAGAAGGAACGUCCGAAAUGGAAGAGCGAAUACCCCAUGACGGAGGGCCAGCUGAGGAGUAAGAGGGAUGAAUUCUGGGAUACGGCUCCAGCCUUUGAUGGGCGGAAAGAGAUCUGGGAUGCACUUAGAGCAGCAGCUCUGGCUGCAGAGUGCAAUGACCUGGAACUGGCGCAGGCCAUAGUGGAUGGAGCCUGCAUAACUUUGCCACAUGGUUCCCUGACAGAGAGUUAUGAUGAACUGGGAAACCGUUACCAGCUGCCGGCGUACACUUUAGCGCCACCUGUCAACCUCAUUAGGGAAUCAUCGAAUGACAGCAAAGUUUCUGAAUCACUUCAAAAACAAGCUCAAACCCCUGCGUGUCGACAAGAGUUCCAGCUGAGGGUACGGCUAUCGUCAGGUAAGGAUGUGCGUCUGACGGCCAGUAUGGAAGACUCCAUCGCUGAGCUGAAGAAACAGUUGGAGAAACAAGAAGCAAUUGAGAUAAUCCGUCAAAGGUGGUUCUUCUCUGGGAAGCUCCUGACCGACAAGACCUGCCUGCAAGACACCAAGAUUCAGAAAGAUUUCGUCGUCCAGGUGAUUGUGAAUGUGAACCCCACGGUGAUCACUGACUGAGGACUGAGACGGACUGCUGCAAGGUGAAGGAAAGACCAAGGAUGUGCCACAGAGAGUGGCAGGAGGAGCUGUAGAGCUUGUCAUUGUUUUCCAGUUGGUAAUGAUUUUUAUGUACAUUUUUUAUAAAUAUAUUUAAAGAAAUAUUUGCUUUUAUAUUGCUCCUUUUUGUAUUUUCCUUUUUCCAAAUGAAUAAAAAAAGCACUUUAGAUUAACAGUAACAGUAGAGACUUCAUUUACACACCUGGAUGUUUGUCUGUGUUUGUAUGGACUAAACUCAAAGCUUUUAUUUACUUAUAUUCACCUCAUUGUCAGGCUCAUUUGUACCAUUGCUCACUUAUUAAUUACAUUUAUUUCUGCUUGGAAUAUCCAUCUUCCUAUUUCCAUCUGUCUUUCUAUCUCCUCUUUUGUUUUAUUUAUUUAGUAAAAAUAUGUUUUCCAUUUUGAGAUGGAGCUAAAAUGGAGUAUUCAGUAUUCCAGGGCUAAGUCAUGCCACUGAAUUCAUUCUACGGUGUCUGUUCACCAUUGUUUAUUUCAAAAUGUGACCAAGGCAAUAAAAGAGUAACAUUUUAA
Cynoglossus semilaevis (tongue sole) is the source of this 1797-nucleotide messenger RNA. RefSeq names its product ubiquitin domain containing 1a (gene ubtd1a). The record is from RefSeq and is a predicted model, not a curated record. The transcript is spliced from 4 exons. Bases 526 to 1227 code for a protein of 233 amino acids. Gene Ontology annotation, molecular function: protein binding. NCBI's taxonomy places the organism in Eukaryota, Metazoa, Chordata, Actinopteri, Pleuronectiformes, Cynoglossidae.